Molecule: messenger RNA, 1685 nt
Organism: Scomber scombrus (Atlantic mackerel)
Lineage: Eukaryota; Metazoa; Chordata; Actinopteri; Scombriformes; Scombridae
Product: E3 ubiquitin/ISG15 ligase TRIM25-like
Exons: 2
Coding region: 121-1392 (423 amino acids)
Source: RefSeq, a predicted model, not a curated record
CAGCAGAGCAGGGCAUCUCAUGGGGGGAUUCGUAAACCCGAGCAACUGGUAACACAGUUCUGUCUGUACACUUGCAUACAAAGAGAGGCAGCAGAGCAGAGCGUCUUUAUCCAAAAAGACAUGGCCACAGCCAGCAGUGUUCUGUCUGAAGAUCAGUUCCUGUGCUCCAUCUGUCUGGAUGUUUUCACUGAGCCUGUUUCUGUUCCAUGUGGACACAAUUUCUGCAAGGCCUGUAUCAGCAGACACUGGAAGGACAAAGUGCAUUGUCAGUGUCCACUGUGUAAAGAGACAUUCAACAAGGAACUCAAACUUUGCGUUAACACAGGAUUCAGGGAGGUUGUGGAGAACUUCAAGCAACAUCAUGUGACAGCUAAAAAUGAUUCCCCAGUCAAAGAGGGAGAGGUGCCAUGUGACAUUUGCCUUGGCAUCAAGUUCAAAGCCUGUAAAACAUGCCUUGUCUGUUUGACCUCUUAUUGCGAGACACAUCUAGAGCCUCAUGAGAGAGUUGCUGCCUUAGUAAGGCACGAAUUGACUGAUCCUGUGCAGAACCUGGAGGACAAAAUAUGCAAGAAACAUAACAGGAUUUUAGAGCUCAACUGCAGAGAUGACCUGACACCUGUUUGUGUCCUGUGUUCAGAACAUAGGGCAUAUAAUACAGUCCUUUUAGAGGAAGAGUAUGAAGAAAACAAGGUUCAAAUAGAGAAGGAAAAGUCGGAAAUUCAGGUAAUAAAACUGAAGCGACACAAGAAGGCUCGGAAGAGAAAAGUAGAAGGGCAGACCAAGGUGAAAGACAAGGCAGUCGCAAACAGUGUUGUGUCUAAUCAGCUGCAAGCCCCUAAAGAAGGCCCUCAUUCAAUACAACUCAAUAGAUAUUCCUAUGACCCUGCAGUCAGGAACCCAUUUGAGGGGAGAUUCUACAUGGAGGUUCAGACUGAAUGGAAGACUGGCUGGCAUUUAGGAGAAGUCCGAUGUUCGAUGUGUGAGAAGAAGACAUUCAAACAUAACUUCCGGAACCGAAAUUCCAACAUCAGCUUGAGGAAUAACACCAACUGCAGGGCUUUACAUAACAUCAUCACUGUCAUCCCUGUGUUUGUAGGUUAUGAGAAAGGAUUGGUGUACAUCUAUAAUGCAGACACCGAGAAUGUGAUCGUCACUUUCAUUAGCCACGAAGUCAAUGACAGAGUCAACCUAUUCUUUAGCCCUGGUAUUACUGAGUACUGUAUAAAUUGUAUCACUCUGGUACCCUCACAAAAGCGACAAAAAAAGGCUAAGAGUAUAAAGGAUAUUCUGGCUUUAAAUUCAGAUAACUUACGUGCUCUUAUUAUACUUGUCUUUUUCUUUGUCGUUGCCAUUGCCUUCACCAUUGUCAUAUGUAUAGUCAACAUGGUUUAAAUAGAUGACGAUGAAAUCUAAAUCUAGUCAACUCUGACCAUGAAAAGUCCAGCUCAUACAUAUUUCAUAAAUCUGGGCUGUGUAUACAUCUGAGUAAGUUGAGUUUGACUGGAAAUAAUUACUUUCUCCAUCAGUAAUGGCUUUUUUGAUAUUUGUUAGAGAUGAUGUGGCAUGUUUAUACUUAAUGUGAUGUACUUGUAGAGGCAGUGUAUGUUUUUUCUUAUUACUUAGGUUUGAAUUGUAAGUGUUUGAUAUACAAAAUUCAUAAAGUUGCUUUUCUCUAUCAAACAUGA